AUGCAUCCGGAUCUCAGACGCUUACAGACACUGCUGUAUGUUACUUUUAUGAUCCUGUGCUCUUCUGUGAGUUCAGACUUGGCACCUUAUUUUAUUUCUGAGCCACUCUCUGCCGUCCAGAAACUUGGUGGACCUGUAGUUCUACAUUGUUCAGCUAUACCUGUGACUGCUCAUAUCUCAUGGUUGCAUAAUGGAAAAAAAUUGGAUAGAAACAUGGAACAGAUUAAGAUUCAUCAGGGGACGCUGACAAUUCUUUCUCUUCACCCCUCCCUUUCGGGUUACUACCAAUGCAUUGCCAACAGCAGCUUUGGUGCGAUAGUGAGUGGCCCUGCAACAGUAUCCACUGCAGUUCUUGCUGAUUUUGGUUCAUCCACAAAGCAUAUAAUUACAGCAGAAGAAAAAAGUACUGGUUUCGUUGGCUGCAGGGUACCAGAUAGUAACCCCAAAGCCGAGGUGCGCUAUAAAAUCCGGGGCAGAUGGCUGAAACAUUCCACAGAGAAUUACUUAAUCCUUCCAUCAGGAAAUCUUCAGAUUUUGAAUGUAUCCUUAGAGGACAAAGGAUCAUACAGAUGUGCAGCUUAUAAUCCUGUUACACAUGAAUUAAAAGUUGAACCCAUUGGCCGAAAGCUCCUUGUGAGUCGCCCUUCUUCUGGAGAUUUUCACAUCCUCCACCCCACCCUUUCGCAGGCAUUAGCUGUUCUUUCUCAUAGCCCUGUAACCUUGGAGUGUGUGGUGAGUGGGGUCCUGGCUUCUCAAGUGUAUUGGCUGAAGGACGGGCAGGACGCUGUGGUGGGAAGCACCUGGAGAAGGCUGUAUUCUCAUCUGACCACAGAGAGCAUUGACCCAGCGGACUCUGGAAACUACUCCUGCAUUGUAGGAAACAAGUCUGGAGAUGUAAAACAUGUGACUUACAUGGUUACUGUACUUGAACGUGCUUCAAUUUCUAAAGGACUGCAGGAUCAGAUAGUGUCUCUGGGUGCCACAGUACAUUUUACCUGUGAAGUUCGUGGGAACCCAGCCCCCAACCGUACCUGGUUUCAUAAUGCUCAGCCUAUGCAUCCUUCUCCACGACGUCUAACUGCAGGAAAUGGACUGAAAAUCACUGGGGUUACAAUGGAAGAUACUGGGCUGUAUCAGUGUAUAGCAGACAAUGGGAUUGGAUUUAUGCAGUCUACUGGAAGGCUUGAAAUUGAAAAAGUGGACAGUGGAUUCAAGCCAGUUAUAAUUACAGCGCCAGUGAGUGCAAAGGUGGUGGAUGGAGACUUUGUUACUUUGUCCUGCAAUGCCACUGGAGUGCCAGUCCCUGUCAUUCGUUGGUAUGACAGCCACGGACUGAUAACCAGCCAUCCGUCCCAAGUCCUUAGAUCCAAAUCCCGGAAAUCACACUUAUUAAGAUCUGGGGGCUUUGACCCGGAGCCUGUCUAUUUCAUCAUGUCCCGAGCUGGCUCAAGCUCCCUCUCUAUUCAGGCUGUGACUCAGGAACAUGCUGGGAAAUACCUCUGUGAAGCUACGAAUGAACAUGGCAUCACGCAGGCAGAAGCUUUCCUCACAGUUGUUCCUUUUGAAACAAAUACAAAAGCAGAAACAGUCACACCUUCUGAAGCUGCUCAGAAUGAUGAAAGAGAUACAAGAGAUGGUUCAGAAACUGGAUUAUUGAGCUCAUUUUUAGUGAAGGCCCCUUCUAGUGCAGCAGGACCAUCACCAGUGAAAAAUGCUAGUGGCACCUCUGUUCCUGAUGCCCCCAUCAUACUGAGCCCCCCACAGACCCACACACCAGACACAUACAACCUGGUGUGGAGGGCGGGGAGGGAUGGUGGGCUGCCCAUCAAUGCAUAUUUUGUGAAGUAUCGAAAGCUGGAUGAUGGGGUUGGCGUGGUGGGAAGCUGGCACACAGUUCGAGUCCCAGGAAGCGAAAACGAGCUCCACUUAACUGAGCUGGAGCCAUCUAGUCUUUAUGAAGUCUUGAUGGUAGCAAGAAGUGCGGCAGGUGAAGGACAGCCUGCCAUGCUUACCUUCCGAACCAGCAAAGAGAAAACAAUAUCAUCAAAAAACACCCAGGUAUCCUCUCCACCCAUGGGCAUCCCCAAGCAUCCUAUUGUUUCAGAGACUGCGAACAAUAAUUUUGGGGUGAUAUUUCCAGAUUCCUCUAGGCACAGUGGAGUCCCAGAGGCACCCGAUCGGCCCACCAUCUCCACUGCGUCAGAGACGUCAGUCUAUGUCACUUGGAUUCCACGGGCAAACGGGGGUUCUCCAAUCACUGCCUUCAAGGUUGAGUAUAAACGGAUGAGGACUAGUGAUUGGCUGGUGGCAGCUGAAGAUAUCCCUCCUUCCAAACUUUCUGUGGAAGUUCGUAGUUUAGAACCAGGCUCAACAUACAAAUUUAGGGUCAUUGCUAUUAACCAUUAUGGUGAGAGUUUUCGGAGUUCGGCGUCUCGUCCUUAUCAGGUGGCUGGGUUCCCCAAUCGUUUUUCCAACCGUCCAAUAACUGGACCUCACAUUGCAUACACAGAGGCUGUCAGUGACACUCAGAUCAUGCUGAAGUGGACAUACAUUCCAUCAAGUAACAACAAUACUCCCAUCCAAGGAUUUUAUAUCUAUUACCGACCAACGGACAGUGACAAUGACAGUGAUUACAAGAGGGAUGUUGUAGAAGGUUCCAAGCAGUGGCACAUGAUUGGCCACCUGCAGCCAGAAACCUCCUAUGACAUUAAAAUGCAAUGCUUCAAUGAAGGAGGAGAAAGCGAGUUUAGCAAUGUGAUGAUCUGUGAGACUAAAGUGAAACGUGUUCCUGGAGCUUCUGAGUAUCCCGUCAGAGACUUGAGUACCCCUCCAAAUUCUUCAGGAAGUGGAGGAAAUGUAGGGCCUGCAACGAGCCCUGCCAGAAGCAGUGACAUGUUAUAUCUGAUCGUUGGCUGCGUGCUGGGUGUCAUGGUCCUCAUUCUGAUGAUUUUCAUUGCCAUGUGUCUGUGGAAGAAUCGCCAACAGAAUACCAUACAGAAGUAUGACCCACCAGGAUAUCUCUGCCAGGGGUCAGAUAUGAAUGGGCAGAUGGUGGAAUACACCACUCUUUCGGGAACAAGCCGGAUAAAUGGAAAUGUUCAUGGAGGCUUCCUGAGCAAUGGCAGUCUGAGCAAUGGCUGCUCCCAUCUCCACCAUAAGGUCCCCAAUGGAGUCAAUGGAAUCGUGAAUGGGAGCUUAAAUGGAGGGCUUUACUCUGGUCAUACGAACUCUCUGACGAGGACCCAUGUGGAUUUUGAGCAUCGUCAUCAUCUAGUGAAUGCUGGUGGAAUGUACACAGCAGUACCCCAGAUUGACCCUCUUGAGUGUGUUAACUGUCGAAAUUGUCGAAACAACAACAGGUGUUUCACCAAGACCAGCAGCACUUUCGGCAGCAGCCCUCUUCCUGUGGUCCCUCUUCCUGUAGCACCUUAUCCUCAGGAUGGUUUGGAAAUGAGGCCCCUCAGUCACAUGAAGAAGCCUGUAUGUCUGGCUUCCACAGUCCCCAAUUGUGGCCAAUCACCUGAGGAGAGCAUUAAGGACAGUAUGGCACCAUCACCUACUCAGCAUCCUUGUUGUCAGGACCACAUAAAUGACAUCAGCUCUGAUCACACAGAAGAUACAGCAGAGUUCAAAAGAGGAGACAGCUGUGUUAAUUCAGAAACAGAGAACAAAAUUUUAAGUUGGAAUCCUCUUAUUUUGUCACACGUCUCAGAGGACUGUACUGAGAAGACAACCUGGUCUCCUCCUGGCACUCCUUUGGACAGCUCAUCAGGUGUCCUUCAGCAACCCCAGGAAACCUGA
Cynocephalus volans (Philippine flying lemur) is the source of this 3801-nucleotide messenger RNA. RefSeq names its product cell adhesion associated, oncogene regulated (gene CDON). Gene Ontology annotation, molecular function: protein binding. The transcript is spliced from 19 exons. The coding region runs from base 1 to 3801 and encodes 1266 amino acids. Gene Ontology annotation, biological process: cell-cell adhesion. The record is from RefSeq and is a predicted model, not a curated record. NCBI's taxonomy places the organism in Eukaryota, Metazoa, Chordata, Mammalia, Dermoptera, Cynocephalidae.